AUGCCACCACCCUUUGCCCUCAGGGACAACGGGCUCCCAGCCACCCUCUGCCACCGAGCACCUGGUGCCACCUCAGGGCCUCACGGGGCUCUGGCCAAGCUGGAAGCUACAGCUGCUUUGAGGUCAGUGCCAGACCCUGCCCGUGUCCACAGGGCCACGCUGACCUUCACAGCCCCAGCCACCCUGGCUGCCACCCUGGGGACCGCACCCACCCAUCUGGACUCCUGCCCCAGGGCCCCCACUCAUGGCCCCUGUGACCUCAGCUCUGGACUCAGCGGUCUGCCUUCAGCCUCUCUCGGCCCUGAAUGCCUAGUUCCCCCACGCCAAGUGUUGGCAGACGAAGAGUUGGACGGCAGGGUUCUUAGGAACCCCCAGGGUCCUGGGGCUCUAGACAGUGAGCCCCUGCUGGGGGCCAGAGCCACAGCCUGCCCCUGGGCCGGACAGGCAAAGGAGGAGGACGCGGGGGGGCAGGUGGGAGGGCUGGGGGAGGAGGAGUGCCCCAUCUGCACAGAGCCCUGUGGGCCGGGUGAGCACCGCCUGGCCCUGCUGAACUGUGGCCACGGCCUGUGCGUGGGCUGCCUGCACCAGUUGCUGGGCACAGCCCCCGGCGCCAGCCUGGGCCACGUAUGCUGCCCCCUGUGUCGCCAGAAGACGCCCAUGCUUGAGUGGGAGAUCUGCCGGCUGCAGGAGGAGCUGUUGCAGGCAGAUGGGCCCCAGGGCCCCCCGCCCCCUACGACCCCCGCUCCUCCCCUGCCCCGGGGCCCUGGGCCCUGGGCCUCCCUAGAGCACCGCUACCAGCUGCGCUUCCUGGCAGGGCCUGUGGGCGGCCAGGGCUGCCUGCCCUUCCUACCGUGCCCGCCCUGCCUGGGUGCACGGCUCUGGGCCUUGCGGGAACGAGGGCCUUGCCCCCGCCGCCUCGCCUUGUUGGGCCUGCUGGCCCUGGAGCUGCUGGGUCUGUUGCUGGUCUUCACGCCACUCAUGCUGCUGGGGCUGCUCUUCGUGCUGCUGGACCGCUCCGGCCGCUGAGCGGGGCCUCCUAUGCCUGCGACCGGCACCCCUGGGGCCGCCACCAGACCAGGAGACCCAGGCUGGCCCUGAGGCCUGAUGACCGAACUGAACAGCCGGAGACUGGCCUCCAUCCAGACCCAGGUCUGGGGCCAGGCCACCCAGGAGCCAGAGACUUGGGACCACCCUGCCGCCUGCCGCAGACUACCGGCGCCCACUGGCAGUGCUGGAGGAGGCCUGCGGCCAGGCCCCGUACCGACAGCACACUGUCCUCACCACUUCUCCCUGCCCCACCCGGCCCAUCUGCAAGAGGGACACGGCGGACACGGAAGUGAACCCAGAAGGCUGGUAGUGAGCGGACUCCUUGACAAGGGUGGGGCCCUGGGGGGGGGCUGCGGGGGCCCCACCUUGCGUUCCAGAUAAGAGCCAGUGUGUAUCCCCUGAAGGGCAGGGCAACAGAGGGGAGGGGUGCGCACCAUGCCAGCUCAGGCUGCAGACAGCUUCCUCACUCACUGGGUCAGGACCCAAGGGGCUGGCGGGAGCCGCUGGGCGUCCGGCACCCAUCCCUGAACAACUAGGCCUUCGGGCUGGAUGGCACUGACCCGAGGCCCCUGAGUGCCCGGUAACCUCCUGUCAUUGAGCUUGGGGCCUUUAUCUAAAGGACAGACACAAUCAGCACGACCGCCCAGGGUCACGGGUGACACGCUGAGUGCUCCGCCCAGCACGAGAAACUGCUCUCAAUACACAGCACCUGCUACCGAAA
Messenger RNA from Neogale vison (American mink), 1768 nucleotides. RefSeq lists its product as uncharacterized. Gene Ontology annotation, biological process: protein localization to mitochondrion; protein autoubiquitination; intrinsic apoptotic signaling pathway in response to endoplasmic reticulum stress. Gene Ontology annotation, molecular function: ubiquitin protein ligase activity. Gene Ontology annotation, cellular component: endoplasmic reticulum membrane. The transcript has 2 exons. Lineage: Eukaryota; Metazoa; Chordata; Mammalia; Carnivora; Mustelidae. Bases 1 to 1026 code for a protein of 341 amino acids. The record is from RefSeq and is a predicted model, not a curated record.